This is a messenger RNA of Castor canadensis (American beaver), 2424 nucleotides long. The record is from RefSeq and is a predicted model, not a curated record. NCBI's taxonomy places the organism in Eukaryota, Metazoa, Chordata, Mammalia, Rodentia, Castoridae.
AUGGGUGGUGAAGGUCCCUAUGCAUCCCAGCCUAAAAAGGAUAAGAGGGGCUGGGGAUGCCUCUCUACUGAAGGUGGCGCCAAGCGCCAGGAGCACCUAUCUCGAUUUUCCAUGCCAGAUCUGAGCAAAGACUCUGGAAUGAACGUCUCGGAGAAGCUGAGCAACAUGGGUACCCUUAAUUCGUCCAUGCAGUUCAGGAGCGCAGAGUCGGUGCGCAGCCUGCUGUCUGCGCAGCAGUACCAGGAGAUGGAGGGGAACCUCCACCAGCUCAGCAGCCCCCUGGGGUACAGGGAUCUGCAGUCCCAUGGGAGGAUGCACCAGAGCUUUGACUUUGAUGGGGGCAUGGCGGGCAACCAGCUGCCGGGGCAGGAUGGGGUGCGCAUCCAGCCGAUGAGCGAGCGCACGCGGAGAAGAACUACGCGCGAUGACAACCGUCGCUUCCGCCCUCACCGGUCCCGGCGCUCCCGCCGCUCGCGCUCGGACAACGCGCUGCACCUGGCCAGCGAGCGCGAGGCCAUCUCCCGGUUGAAAGAAAGGCCCCCUCUGAGAGCCAGGGAGGACUAUGACCAAUUCAUGCGACAGCGGAGCUUCCAGGAGAGCCUGGGCCAGGGAUCCCGGAGGGACCUGUACGGCCAGUGUCCGAGGACUGUAUCGGACCUGGCUUUGCAGAAUGCCUUUGGGGAGCGAUGGGGACCUUACUUCACUGAGUAUGAUUGGUGCUCCACCUGCUCUUCCUCUUCUGAGUCUGACAAUGAGGGCUACUUCCUAGGAGAACCAAUCCCCCAGCCGGCACGUCUGCGAUAUGUCACCAGUGACGAGCUGCUGCACAAAUACAGCUCAUACGGUGUCCCCAAAUCCUCCACGAUAGGUGGCAGAGGACAGUUGCACAGUAGGAAAAGACAGAAGAGCAAAAACUGUAUCAUUUCAUAAUAGGAUGGGGGUCAGAGAACGUGGGAAGAUGGGAGCUAAGAAUGUAAAUUCAGAAACUUGCACUGUUUUAAAUUUUCAAGAGCUUUUGGGUGUGGUUCAUGAGGGAGAAAGGGAAAGCGUUCUCAGUGGAUAGAGGCAAGAUUGCAGAUUGACUCGUAGGUAGUCACAGUCCUUGGCAUGUUGAGUAUUAUUUGCACAUUUCACUUUGGAAACACAGUAGACUCUGGGGAGGCCAGGGUUGGUCACUUCCUUCCCAUCAGUUCUGUAUGGAGUGGCCACUCGCAAGAUGGCUCAUUGUUACCUGCUGGCUUAUAUCCUUUCUGGUUCUCUUAAUUUUAGGACCCUUUUUGCAGUAAGUAAUUUCUUUAUCAGCCAGGACCCCAGACUAAGUUAUUUACAUGUCCAUUGUAAAUGCAAUGUAAAUGAAAGUUCUGAUAAAAUAUUUUUGUAUUUUGUAAUAUCAAAGGAAUUUCUAUAUCGUAGGACUCAGUGGGGACUUGCAUGCCUGUCAGCAUUGUCUUGGAGUAGUAGUCAAAGGUGGCCCAGGACCACCUUUUUUUUUUUUUUUCUCUAUACAAACUUUGUUGUUACAUGUCAGUGAAACCUUUUUCAAAGGAGUAUAUUCAAUUUGGCUUUUUGUGACUGGAAAAAAAAUUAACUAUUCUACCCAAAGCAUUUUAUGCUCCAUCGUUAAGGAGCCAUCCUUUAGCCCGCUCCCACCCUCAGUAGAAUUUAUUCUCUACAAAGUGAUAGUAUUUUUUUUUUAUUGCCAAUGUAACUUUUGCCAAUUAGAGAAACCAACCAGUGUCAGUACGGUUCCGUGAGAAAUGCCAUCCCUGCUGAGGACAUUGAAGUUGCUUAAUGUUGAUCUAUCCCUUGGGGAAAAUCAAAGUGAUCGUGAGUGGUGCCGUUAUGUGUGUCAGCAUGACGUUGUUUUGAAUGUGGCAUUAUUUUCUGGUGCUCCCACUUCCUGGAUUGUAUUAUCUGCUUUCCUUUUCCAAAGGCAGACAGAGCUGCUGCCUUAGCCUGACAACCGGGUGUCCUCACAGCAGAUGAGCUUCUGUGUUUGGAAUGGAGGGACAGGAAGGUUCUGGGGACUCUGGGUGUGGUGGUGUGUUGCGUGUUACACAUGGAGAAGGAAUAAGGCAACUUGAAAACAAAGUAAGUCAAGAUACAAGUUAAGGGAGGAAGGUCAGGGAAGAACAACUUCCAGAUUGCAAAUCAAGGAAAGUUGACACCCACCUUGAGUAGCCCCCAGUGCUUUUAGGGAAGACCCAGCUUAAUAAACUCAGUAACCAGACUGACUGGGUCCCCCAGAGGACAUGGCUGGUGAGAUUUCAGAUUUCUCUGUUGAAAGAGAGAUUUCCACUUUGAACUUUGAGGCCUGUUGGUCAGACAGAAAAUAGGCUCAUAAGUGAGUUUGCUUAAAGAAGACAUUUAACGGUUGUGCUGUUUAUAGUAAAAUAAAACUUCCUGCCCUGCUUCAGUUAAAAA